This is a messenger RNA of Carya illinoinensis, 2586 nucleotides long. RefSeq lists its product as uncharacterized. Gene Ontology annotation, molecular function: nucleic acid binding; zinc ion binding. The transcript has a single exon. NCBI's taxonomy places the organism in Eukaryota, Viridiplantae, Streptophyta, Magnoliopsida, Fagales, Juglandaceae. Bases 1 to 2586 code for a protein of 861 amino acids. The record is from RefSeq and is a predicted model, not a curated record.
AUGGCGAAUAACCAAAAUCCAAACACUGAUCUACCCCAACUACAAGCACAAAUCACCCAACUCGCAUCUAUCCUGGAACAGAUCAAUCAAAGGCUGGAUACAAUGGAGGAACGUCGAAAUCGAGAUGAGGUUGGACCUCACAAUAGGAGGGUGCGUAGGCCUCCUCCGGAAGAUGAAGUAGAUGGCAGUGAAGGGAACGAAGAGGAUGAGUAUUACAGGGAGAGAAACAGGGGAUUUGGUAAUCAUGAAGCGCGCUUUGGGCAGAAUGGUCGUGAAUUUCCCAGGGGACGAGGAGGACGUAACUUCAACCGUCAACCUCUUGAUGAACUAGCCAAGGGAAUGAAGGUAGAUGUUCCAGAUUUUUUUGGAAAACUAGAUCCCAAUGCUUUUGAAGAUUGGUUGACGGCCAUUGAAGAUUAUUUUGAUUGGUUUUCUGUGUCUGAGGAUAGAAAAGUUCGUUAUGUCCGUAUGAAAUUAAAAGGACAUGCACGAGCUUGGUGGGGUAGUGUGGAAGAACAACUACGCCAUACUCAACGUGCGCUGGUUUCUAAUUGGGAAGAAAUGAAGGAGCGGCUGAAAGAGAAAUAUCUGCCUAUUAACUACGAGCAAAUUAUGUUUGAAGAGAUGCUACAACUGAGGCAGGGGACAUUGACUGUCGACCAGUAUACAAACCGCUUCCAUGAAUUGACCGUUCGCAUCAAGGUGGUGGAAAAUGAGCAACAGACACUAGCUCAUUACCGCAUGGGCUUACGUAAUGAACUGCGAAAAGAGAUGCUAAUAGCACGGCUCUUAAGAGUCGACAAAGCUUAUCAAUUGGCCUUACGAGUCGAAAAGCAACUUGGAUUUUUCAACGGGAGACGCAUGUCAACUACGGAUCCCAGGCAGGAACGUGCACCAACACAACCAUACCAGAAACCACCUCUGCCCACUGACCAGGGUAGACACGCUGUGGUGGGUGACCAAAGAGGAAAGGGCAAACUUACCGGCGACAGACCGCAAUGCUACAAGUGUAAGGGGUUUGGACAUUAUGAUGUAGUAUGUCCUACGAGAGAAAAAAAAUUGGCCUUUGUAUGUGAGAAAGAACUCAGAAUGCUUGAUGCAGUUGAGGGAGUUGAGGAAGAGGAAUUUGAAGAAAGUGACAGUGAAGAUAUAGAGCACUUGGGAGCAACCGAUCUGCCCAGUUGUGUGAUCCACCGAGUUUUGACGGGCACUAAGAAGAAGAUCCAAAGUGAUAAUUCUGAUUGGCGACGCACCAACAUUUUUCAUACUUGUAUGGAGCAUGGUGAUCGUGCGUUAAAUGUUAUCAUUGACAAUGGGAGUGGAAUGAAUGUGGUCUCUAGUGAUGCAGUGGAAUGUUUGGGUUUGACAAUUGAAAAACACCCCACCCCUUAUCGAGUAAGCUGGGUCAAUGAAGAUAACCCCAUCUUGGUAAAACAUCGAUGUUUGGUGAAGUUCGCAUUGGGAAGAAGCUAUAUGGAUGAAGCCUGGUGUGAUGUAGUCCCUAUGACUGUUUGUCAUUUAUUAUUGGGUCGGCCUUGGCUCUAUGACAGAAAGGUGUUGUAUGACGGGUAUGCCAAUUCUUACUCUUUUAAAUUUAAUGGCAAGAAAUUCGUUUUAGACUCUUUGCAGAUUUUUGAGUUUGACACACAACCAAAACAAAAGAAAAAAGAGGUUGUUUCGGUGUUAACCAUUCGACAGUUUACUCAAGCUCUAAAAGGAAAACAACUAGUGCUGUUGCUAGUGAACCGAGAGACUAAACAGGAAGAUGGUAUUAUCCCCAACGAAUUUACAAACAUGCUGGAGAAGUUCCGGGAAAUCAUGCCCGAUGAGAUGCCAAAACAACUACCACCGAUGCGAGAGGUGCAACAUGCCAUUGAUCUAAUCCCAGGUUCUUCUCUAAUAAACCUACCACAUUACCGUAUGAGUCCCACGGAAAAUGAAGAACUGAAUCGACAAAUCCAGCAGCUGCUUGACAGUGGAUUCAUUCGAGAAAGUCUUAGCCCUUGUGCUGUACCAGUUCUACUUACACCCAAGAAAGACAAUACUUGGAGGAUGUGCGUCGAUAGCCGAGCGAUCAACAAAAUAACGGUGAAGUACCAAUUUCCUAUUCCUCGACUUGACGACAUGCUAGACUUAUUGAGUGGUGCAUCCAUCUUUACAAAAAUUGAUCUUCGUUGCGGGCAUCAUCAAAUUCAAAUCCAUUCCGGAGAUGAGUGGAAGACGGCAUUCAAAACCAAAGAUGGCUUAUUCGAGUGGUUGGUCAUGCCUUUCGGACUAACCAAAGCACCAAGCACAUUUAUGCAUGUCAUGACGCAAGCACUCAAACCUUUCUUGGGCAAAUUCGUAGUUGUCUAUUUUGAUGACAUCUUGAUUUUCAGCCAUUGUUUGCAGGAUCAUUUAGACCAUGUGCAGCAGGUCCUAGAGACAUUAAAAAGAGAACAACUCUAUGUAAACCGUGGCAAGUGUUCUUUUAUGAAGAAGCGGGUGUAUUUUUUGGGGUUCAUUAUUUCAGACCAAGGGGUUGAAGCCGAUCCUACCAAGGUUCAAGCAAUUAGAAGUUGGCCUGCUCCUCACAAUUUUUUUUGA